Messenger RNA from Corticium candelabrum, 2418 nucleotides. RefSeq lists its product as uncharacterized. Bases 52 to 2136 code for a protein of 694 amino acids. Gene Ontology annotation, cellular component: cytoplasm. The record is from RefSeq and is a predicted model, not a curated record. Gene Ontology annotation, biological process: positive regulation of MAPK cascade; Ras protein signal transduction; cell surface receptor protein tyrosine kinase signaling pathway. The transcript is spliced from 3 exons. NCBI's taxonomy places the organism in Eukaryota, Metazoa, Porifera, Homoscleromorpha, Homosclerophorida, Plakinidae.
CUCCACCUACGAACGUCUAGAUAAUCUAGAGAAUCUCGAGUCCUAGGAACGAUGAGUGAUGUUGUUUAUCAAGGCUACUUGGAGAAAUGUCCUCAGAAGUCCGGCAUCGGAAAAAAGUGGAACAAGAGGUACUUCAUUCUGAAAAGCGCUGGCCCUCUGGGAAGUGCAAGAUUGGAAUAUUAUCACGACAUGAAGAAGCAGCAGGAGAGAAGCGUCAUACCACUACGCGAAGUGACAGACGUUCGCCAAACGGACCACAGAAGCAGACCUUUCGUGUUCGACAUCACGACGCCGCUGCUUCACUACAGGCUAUCGGCAACGAGUCAGAGAGAACUCGACACGUGGAUAGACACCAUUUCGAAUGUUGCUUUCGGACAGGGUCAACAAUUGCCUCAACCGGCGCGUUACAACAAUUCGAUGCCUCCCAGAAUGCAACCAUCCGUGGAACAUCCACCUCCACCCUACGCAGUCGGAAACGACGCGAUUUUUGGCUCUCCUAUCUCUAAUCCGGGGCCUGGCUAUCCCGAACAACCGCCUUCAGUCGCCGGGCGGCAUACUCAUUUCAGUGAGCCAAAUCCUUCGACAUUUAGAGCCCCCGUUCAAGGAAGAAUCGACGCGGGAGCGCAAGGAGUACAGACUAUUGAUGAGGCGUUCCACUUGAUGCCGCAGGACAACCCUUUCCUGCCGUCAGCACAAGAUUUGGGAAUCCAAGAAAAUACGCUUUACAGCGGAUUGUCAGCAGAGAAACAAUAUCAAGUCACUAUAGUACCAACCGAAGCCUCUGAACGUUUGUCACUGCACGGUCACUAUUUUCUUCACGUCUCAGCAUUGUAUCUCUGUCUGACAAGCGUUACUACCGGACAACGACUUUUGACAUGGCCGCUCAAGUAUCUUCGUCGCUACGGUCGCGACCACACGAAAUUCACGUUUGAAGCCGGUCGGAAAUGCGAAAGCGGUCCCGGCGUAUACUUCCUUGGCACUCAGAUGGGCAACGCAAUAUUUCUGCAGGUGCACGCCAAUGUUAAGACGAUAGGAAUGCAACAACACACAAGUCUACAACAAGAAGAUAUCGUGAAGGGAUCAGGAUCAAAUGUAGGAGGUAUGAAACCAAUCGUCACUUUGCCACCCGUUCGUCACAAGGACCCAUUUCAGUUUUCUUUACGGCAGCAGCCAGCGGCGCCUACUCCUGCUCCUCGCGAUCGUCAGCUGUUGCGCGCACAAUCUGACCUUACUUCGGCGGUUAGUAAAACAGAAAGUCAGCCCGUGGCAUCCCCGUUCUUUACUCAAGAAGUAGUGUUGGAGCAGCCAAAUUCCAUACCGGAACAGACGCAUUUUUAUGAAGAAGGAGGUGAGAGCACACUCGACAAAGCGAUGAGUGCUGCUGCGGCCGCCGCACACGACCUGGCGAUAGUAGCAGGUCCGAAAAGAACUUCACCGCCUACAUUUCACGUUUCUGCACCCAAGACGACAGCGUCCCAAAACGGUCAAGAUGAGACAAUUGGCUAUAAUCGACUGGCUCGAAAAGCCAAGCCUUUAAAGGAACAAACCGAUGAACCCCUCUAUGACGAAGCAGAACUUGACCGUUUGAUGGCCAAUAUUGCACAGCACACUCGACUAAGCGGUAACUACGACACUCUGUUUCAUGACUUCUCUUCUGCAGCCCCAGACAACAAAGCUACCAGCUUAGCUGCUACAAUUGAUGACAAAGAUCUAGAUGAAGUCGAUGAUAUAUGGAAAACUCUGGAAAGAAGAAAUCCAUACGAAGAAGUCGCGAUGUCUCCUUCAGCUAAUGCAGAGAACAGUCGUUACGACCGACCGCCACUCCCGCAGAAAGUUAACAGUCCGUUACCUUCAUACCUCAACGUUCAGACAGAAGACGUCGAUACUCGUCCUUCCUAUAUGAACGCGACUAGUAGUGGAGACACGAGACUUCCUGGCUACACCAACGUGUCUCCAAAUGACGAGGAAGACGAUUAUGAUGGUCUCGGCCAAUUCAAAGAGCUAGAAAUAGAUGACUACACUCCCCUCGAAAUGACAGAAAGAGUGCCUGACAAACCGCCUAUCAAAACAAACCCUCGUGAUAGGGAACUAGAUGACCCCAGUUACGGUGUCGGUGGUAAAUUCACACGUCUCUAGCAGAAAGUACUGUAUGCUCGGAUAUUUUUCAACUACUGGCGUAGCACAAUUGUGAGUUUUGUCCUCAAACAAGGCCGUUAUAAUAUAAUAUACUGUUUGAUGUUCAUAUCAGCAAUAUUAAUACUACUCUAUUACCACCAAAUUGUAGUGUAUCUUUUCAUGCAAAUGGUCCUCAUGUACACCAUAUUGACAAACAGCAGCAGCGUCGAUCAGUAGGAAGUAGGCCACGAGAGUCCAGUAUAGUAAGUGUGACCUUCCAGACAAUUGGCAAAGGUUUAGAAG